UUCCUUCCGUGAACUCUUCCCUCAUAGGUACUUUGGUGCCUGUCAGCCUUAGGCUUUCAGCCAUAGGCUUCCAGGAGACCCAGAUGCUGAGCGGCUGGUGUUGACCCAGGGUCUGUACAGAGAACCUCAUCAGUCAGCAUUUAUUUCCCUUUUGCUUAGAAGACUGAGCUCUGUAGCGUGCUUAGUACCUUAUUGAACAUUUACCUAAAUGCAGUGCUGGUGGGUAUUGCAGGUCGGAUAAAGAUUGGAGUGUAGGAGUUUGUUUUUUAGUAGAUAUGAUGAAUGAAACAGAAAGAUAGCUCUACCACAGGCAGAAAAGUCCCUUGCCAUGUGAGUCUGCACAGUGCUUUCGUGUACUACAUCUAAAGGAGCUGGUGCUGUUUGGAACAAGACAGAAGUCUUCUGAGGAAUGCAUCUCUAAAAUUGACGGUGCAAGUCAAUGGGAAAAUGAUUGGACAUGAAUACACUUGUGGUACAAGUGGUUUCUUGAGAGAAGUCCUGAGAGAAUUUAGUGAUUUCGAUUUAUAGACUCAUACAAAAUACAUGUACUAGGACUCAUCUGAAUUAGAGUAUCCCAAGGAAAUGACGUGUAGCUGCCGCCUUGCUCCUGCCUGCCUCCUAUAAACUUUUACUUGAAUACCUAGUUUACACUGAACUCUACGCCAGGACUGAGAGAGAGAGGUUCCCAGCCUCUAGGAGCAUAGAGAAGAGUGUUCGAAUGCGGCGUGAUUUGUGAGACUCCAGGGCCUUCAAGCUGUGAUUAAUCAGAUGGUUCCUGAAAUGACUGGGAAGACAGACACUUUGGUGCCCAUCGAAGAGCGUAUGUCUGUGUAUAUCUAAGACCUUCUUUGUACACAUACACAUUAACACCAGAAGACAGGCUCAUUCUUGUGCACACUUGAAGAGUUUUACAGCUGAUGAAAAUUAAUUUAAGAAUCAGAUGGAGCAACUUGACACUACUGGGCUCAGGAGCCCGGGGAGAAAAAUAUGUUACUAAUGGUCAGUUUUCCACAUGGUCUUCACGGGUAAAGAAAGUUUGCAAAAAGAAGAAAAAAAAACUUGCACAGUUCAAGCCUCAAAAAUACCUCUGCAUUUUAAAGAAGGAACUAAGUGAGAAGGUGGCCGGGGGAGAAGCGUGGUGUCAAGCAGCACGGGCGGCAUCAUGCAGCGGGUUUUGCACUUUAUUUUCCAGUGUUUUUGGUGAUUUGGACAGACUUCAAAACUCUGGACUGAGAAGUAACUCUGGCUGUGUGUCUGACUACAGGAAAGCAAGGUCAGGUAUGAUGGGACAAGUUUGAACGAUGACCUGGUUCCUUUGCCUUUUUCAGUUAACUGUAUUCUCGAAGUUUUAAUUUAUUAUUUCCCUUUUCCUUUCCCAUAUCUGUAGGAUAAUAUUUUAAAGUAGCAACUGAAACCAAUAUUUACAAAAUAAGUAUCAAGGAACAUCCAAGCAAAGCUUCUUUUCCUUGGACUUUACACGUGGCAUUUGGAAGCACCUCUGAAUGUGAGCAGGAGAGUGCCCAUCAGCACAACAUGCUGACUCUUUAGGGAAACAGUGCGGAAGAUCCCGACACUUGUCUGUGUUUUCAUUUUAAGGGCUUCUCUUCCCUGUUGAGUCCGUAUAGGAGGAAGAGUACUUGAUAGACUUAAUUCUGAGAUUAGUCUUUUCCUUCAAGAUGGAAAAAUAGGUGAUCUUUAGGAGCAGAAAGGGGAGAAGCCAGUAGGGGAGGGAGGAAGGAGACGGGGCAAAAGAGAAUCCUGUAGUGAGGCUCGGUUUUGUCAACGAGAGGAUUUAGGAUUCACCCGAGGUGAACGCUUGUGCCACUUCAAGAGCUUUAGAACCUUCUGGCUCUGUGAGUGAAGGGGUUUUCUCUCUCCGCCUCUAUGGCACCGAGGAAUGCACUGGUCUGUGGAGGGCCAGUCAGAUGGAGCCCAGCUCUCCGCCAGGACACAGCAACCUGCCUGCUGGGAAGCCAGGCCGGGCCCUGAGGUGGGAAGUUUCUGGUUCGGAACAGUGGGGAGAGUCUUUUUUCCUUGCUGAGCUUGGACUGCUCUCUGCACAAACUCUGGUCUGUUUUGCACGGUUUGUGUGCCUUUUUUUCCCUUUAUGCAAUCUUUUUCAGCUUCAGCAGCAGAAAUUUGUCUAGUUGAGAAAACAUGCCAGAGGGUGGCUUCAGAAUGAUGAUUCAGAAGAUGAUCCCAUGUGUUCUGUCUCUGCAUCUGAACUUUUGAAGAGAAAAUUCCAGCUCGAGGGAUUCUUUAAAGCCUUAAGUUACUUGAAAUCUAUGUAUUUGCAACCCUUUGUCUCUGGAAUCGUAUUACACUAAACUGGAAUCUCAGGCUGAAUGAGAAUAACCAAGUUGCGUAAAAAGAAGAAAGCCCCGUUUCUUGAUCAGCACGUGUUAAUGACGCUCUUCCUCUAAGGACUUGAAAAUAAAAAUGAACGCAUGUUGUUUUUAAGCAUUACCUUUUCCUAGCAGACUGCCAUCAUCUUUUCUAGAGGAAUUUUUUCACUAUGCAUUUGGUGGAUCUUUAUAAAAUACUGACCUUGUAAUUAGAUCUAGGUCAGUCUUCAUUAAAAGGGGUCGGGGAAAACAACGCAAGCCAACCACAAAAAUCACAUCAGUCAAUUGAUACAUGAAAAGAAUUGGUUUAAGUUUUUCGGCAUUCAGCAUUACUUUUUAAAUAAAACAGUUCACUGAAAAAAAGUAUGUAUGCAGCGGUGGAACAUGGGCCUGUCCUUUGCAGUGACUCCAACAUCCUCUGCCUGUCCUGGAAGGGGCGCGUUCCCAAGAGUGAGAAGGAGAAGCCGGUGUGCCGGAGGCGCUACUAUGAGGAGGGCUGGCUGGCCACGGGCAACGGCCGGGGCGUUGUCGGGGUGACCUUCACCUCGAGCCACUGCCGCCGGGACAGAAACACGCCACAGAGAAUAAACUUCAACCUGCGGGGCCACAAUAGUGAGGUUGUGCUGGUGAGGUGGAAUGAGCCAUACCAGAAGCUGGCCACGUGUGACGCAGAUGGAGGGAUAUUUGUGUGGAUUCAGUACGAAGGGAGGUGGUCUGUGGAAUUGGUCAACGACCGAGGGGCUCAGGUGAGUGAUUUCACGUGGAGCCAUGAUGGGACUCAAGCACUUAUUUCAUAUCGAGAUGGGUUUGUCCUGGUUGGUUCUGUCAGCGGACAAAGACACUGGUCAUCUGAGAUCAACUUGGAAAGUCAAAUCACAUGUGGCAUAUGGACUCCUGAUGACCAACAGGUGCUGUUUGGCACGGCUGAUGGGCAGGUGAUCGUCAUGGACUGCCACGGCAGGAUGCUGGCCCACGUCCUCCUGCACGAGUCCGACGGCAUCCUCAGCAUGUCCUGGAACUACCCUGCCUUCCUGGUGGAGGACAGCAGUGAGAGCGACACCGACUCGGACGACUACUCUCCGCCCCAAGACGGUCCAGCAGCGUAUCCCAUCCCGGUGCAGAACAUCAAGCCACUACUCACCGUCAGCUUCACCUCGGGGGACAUCAGCUUAAUGAACAACUACGAUGACUUGUCUCCUACUGUCAUCCGCUCAGGGCUGAAAGAGGUGGUGGCCCAGUGGUGCACCCAGGGAGACCUCCUGGCUGUCGCUGGUAUGGAACGGCAGACCCAGCUUGGUGACCUCCCCAACGGCCCUCUUCUGAAGAGUGCCAUGGUCAAGUUCUACAAUGUCCGCGGGGAGCACAUCUUUACUCUGGACACGCUUGUACAAGUGCACACCACCCCAGCUUGCUGUCCUCAUGGGUCGUGCCUUCUGAUGGGGAAGUCGUUUAAGAAGAGGGUGACGUGGGUCUCAGACAGCCUGCUUCCAGGGAGUGUGGCGAGCUGUUUCUGCCUCCAGGGCCCUCAGACAGAUGAAAUCUACGGAAACAGCUUGAUCUCCUCCAUGCUGGACAGCUGCAACUGCUCGGACUCCAGUGACGUGGAACUGAGUGACGACUGGGCUGCCAAGAAAUCCCCCAAAAUCUCCCGCGCUAGCAAGUCACCCAAACUCCCAAGGAUCAACAUUGAGGCCCGGAAGUCUCCCAAGCUGUCCCGGGCUGCUCAGGAGAUGUCCAGGUCUCCCCGGUUGCCGAUGCGCAAGCCCUCCAUUGGCUCGCCCAGUCUGACGCGAAGAGAGUUUCCCUUUGAAGACAUCACUCAGCACAACUAUCUUGCUCAGGUCACGUCUAAUAUCUGGGGAACCAAGUUUAAGAUUGUGGGCUUGGCUGCUUUCCUGCCAACCAACCUCGGUGCAGUAAUCUAUAAAACCAGCCUCCUGCAUCUCCAGCCGCGGCAGAUGACCAUCUAUCUCCCAGAGGUUCGGAAGAUUUCCAUGGACUAUGUUAAUUUACCUGUCUUCAACCCAAAUGUUUUCAGUGAAGACGAGGAUGAUUUACCAGUGACGGGAGCUUCUGGUGUGCCCGAGAACAACCCGCCGUGCACAGUGAACAUCCCUAUCGCACCCAUCCACAGCUCGGCCCAGGCUAUGUCCCCCACUCAGAGCAUAGGCUUGGUGCAGUCCCUGCUGGCCAACCAGAAUGUGCAGCUGGACGUCCUGACCAAUCAGACCACGGCAGUGGGGACAUCGGAGCAGGGAAGCGACAGUGCCACCCAGUACCCCGUCUCCAACCGCUACUCCAACCCUGGACAGGUGAUCUUCGGAGGUGUGGAGAUGGGCCGCAUCAUCCCGAACCCUGCUCAGCUGUCCCUGCCGCCGCCCGUGCAGGGGGCGAUCCAGCUGUCGGUGGUGGACCACGGAGACCGGGACCAUGAGCACCUGCAGAAGUCGGCCAAGGCCCUGCGGCCAGUGCCGCAGCUGGCUGCCGAAGGGGACGCAGUGGUGUUCAGUGCCCCACAGGAGGUCCAGGUGGCGAAGAUGAACCCCCCACCCCCCUACCCGGGAACCAUCCCUGCUGCCCCCACCACGGCAGCGCCGCCGCCCCCGCUGCCGCCCCCGCAGCCCCCGGUGGACACGUGCCUGAAGAAGGGCGAUUUCUCGCUGUACUCCACCGUGGCACAUUACCAGACGCCCCUGGGCUAUGAGAGGAUCACCACCUUUGACAGCAGCGGCAACGUGGAGGAGGUGUGCCGGCCUCGGACACGGAUGCUCUGCUCCCAGAACACCUACACCCUCCCCGGUCCGGGCAGUUCGGCCACGCUGAGGCUCACCGCCACCGAGAAGAAGGUCCCCCAGCCCUGCACCAGUGCGACCCUGAACCGCCUGACGGUCCCACGCUACUCCAUCCCGACAGGAGACCCACCCCCGUACCCCGAAAUCGCCGGCCCGCUUGUGCCCGGACGGGGCGCGGCCCAGAGGCCCGACAGUCUCAUCCACGCCACGCUGCGCAGGAACAACCGCGAGGUGGCGCUCAAGAAAACCUUGAUCAGAGUCACCUUGGUCGGCAAACCUGUCUCCUGGGCUGGGCUGUCCCCUUCCCUCAGGAGCCACACAGACAUGGUUGUGUUUCCCACCUUGUAUUCUUUUCAUGUCUUCGCUUCUCUGCCCUCUCCACCCCCACCCCAGGUGAUGCAGUUUGGAAGGAUUGAUGGCAACGCGUACAUUCUGGACUUCCAGUACCCCUUCUCAGCUGUGCAGGCCUUCGCCGUUGCCCUGGCCAACGUGACUCAGCGCCUGAAGUGAAUAGACUGGUAUGGGGCGGAAAGAGAGGCAAAGGAGCCUUUUCAGAGAGGUCUCCUCAGCGCUGCUCGAGGAGCCGCCCGGGGCCCCAGGUGUCCGGGGACCAGAAGACAAGAGCAAAACUGGAAGACUCUGUCAGGCCCAGGAGAGGGGACUGACCUUUAAUUGUUGUCAUUUGUUUGGGCUUUUAUAAUCCUUUAUUGUUUCUCUUUCUUCUUUCUUUUUAAACAAAAAGAGAAUGCAGAAGAGUGGUAUUUGGAAGCAAAGGGUGCGAGGCACCUGGUGUUCCUUUAGGAAACACAGUUGCUGUGGUAAUGUCCUCCUGUGUUUGCUUCUGUCAGCUGCCAAGACAAGGGGCCCUCAAGGAAGGUAGGCUGCCUUCCCACCUGCUGUUCUUUUAGACUAGGGAGUGUGCAUUAUCUCCAUUCUCCACACAUCUAGCUUUAUUACUCCUUAUCAUAACCACUAGUGUGAAAACAAAAAACUCUUUAAAAAGACAACCAAAAGUCCUGAAGGUACAGGUUCUUGUAGGGGGACAUUGAAUUCACACACGUCCUGUUACUUCCCCAGAGUGACGGAUUGAUGGAGGGUGUCCCGGCAGGUGCGCGGGGUUUGACUCAUGGAAGCGGACUGUGUGCAGGGCUGCUCUUACCGGCUAGAAAUACAGUUUGCUCGUGCUGACACGGGAGGAAGGCGCGCCUGCACAUGGAUGCGUGGGGGAUGUACGUGGUGGGAUUUGAGUAGUACAGGGGCUCUGCUCCUCUCUGGAGGCUGUCCGCGUUGAAGACCCCACCAGUUUUAGAACGUGUCAGAAUUCCAUCGGUUCAGUGAGGCUUGCCUUCGGGAGAAGGGGAGAGACGAAAUGGAGCGGUCCUGGUGUGUGGUGGGUAGCGACCUGGUCACCCAGCGCCUUGGGCAGUCACUAGGUACUGGCCUGCUGAAAAGCAACCUUUGCCCCCUCCCCCUUCUGUGGCAGAAGUCAUUCUCCUUCCCAAUAGAUAAGUGUACCACACUUUCUAAAAAUGCUGAGGACACUGAUCUGAAAGCACGCCUUUCUUCUUCUCAGCCACAUUAAAAUUCAGUUGACUAGAGAUGUUUCCUAAUAGUUUAGAAAUGUAACAAAAUUGUAAGCAUUUGCCAGGGUAUUAAAAGAUAGAGCUAUAGUCAUCUCUUUGAAAAAAGUCCCACAGUUGUAUCUAGGAGAAAAAAAAGUUCCUUAUUAACUGUACAGACUGUUGGAUAAACCACUGGGAACACAUUAGUAAAAUUAUAGUACUUAAGACAGCUGGUUAAUUACCAAAAAGAAAAAAACCCAGAAAUCCCCUGAGAUUAUUUUUCCCCUCCAUCUCCUCCUUAGGGGACACUUUGGGCAGGGUCAGCCCUGAUAGCAAAACCCAGUUCACUGUUGUCAGUUGCUCAAACCUGUGAUGUUUUUGGGCGGGAGCACAGGAACUGUGUACUGGCAGAGAUUCCUCAAUCUGGAUUUUGUUUGGAGCAGACAAAUGAAAGACACUGUAGAAAAGUCUUUUGAAAGUAUGUGUUUUUACAUUCCUUGUUUUGGUUUAAAAACUAGAAAAGAAACUGGCCCAUUCCUUCCCCACAGCAAGACGACAUCACUCACCAUUCUCUCCAAACCCUGAAGAAACACAGAUGAAGACAUCUCCCACCUAACAUCCAAGUUUUCCAUCUUAUAUUUUAAAAUACUGAACCUGAUUCUUUGUGGGUAAAUUCUUUGAGAAAGAAUUUAGCAAUGUAUUCAGAAUUAUAUAAUUCUUUUAUAGGAGUUUUUGUAGCUUGGUAAGAUGUUUCAGUGCUUAUUAUUAGUUGUGCAAUAAUGGUUAUGGCCUAUUUCUAAAAUAAUUUAAAUGCAGUUCCCCUGUUUUGUUGUCCAAGAGAUUAUUUAUCUUGCUUUAAUAGUGUUCUUAGGAAUUAUUUUGUUACUAUGUACUGGUGAGCUAUGCCCAUUUUAUUUAUUUAGAAAAAUAGUGUGUUUGUAAUGAGUUAUUUGGUAGCAGCAUACUUUGCUGCAAGAAAUAAAGAGGAUAUGAUAGAA
Molecule: messenger RNA, 7697 nt
Organism: Leptonychotes weddellii (Weddell seal)
Lineage: Eukaryota; Metazoa; Chordata; Mammalia; Carnivora; Phocidae
Source: RefSeq, a predicted model, not a curated record